Nymphalis io (European peacock) is the source of this 3427-nucleotide messenger RNA. Its product is annotated as sphingosine-1-phosphate phosphatase 1-like. Gene Ontology annotation, cellular component: endoplasmic reticulum membrane. Lineage: Eukaryota; Metazoa; Arthropoda; Insecta; Lepidoptera; Nymphalidae. The record is from RefSeq and is a predicted model, not a curated record. Gene Ontology annotation, biological process: sphingosine metabolic process; phospholipid dephosphorylation. Gene Ontology annotation, molecular function: sphingosine-1-phosphate phosphatase activity. Bases 277 to 1521 code for a protein of 414 amino acids. The transcript is spliced from 4 exons.
AUGGUUAUAAAACACAUAUUUUUUACUCUUUUGUGUAUAUUUAGAUUGUAAAUCAGUGCCUCAAAUUGAGUAAAAAAUAUAUUAAAUGUUUUUUUUAAUUACUGAUCAACACGCCCAGUACGCGCGAAAAAAUGAAUUGAAAACUUUAUCAAUUUUGUUAGAAAUACUUCUCGUUCAAGCCAUUAGACAAAUUCUUUAACUAGAUCAUUACACUGUGGCUAAGAAGAAAAAAAGUUAAUAAUAUAAAUAAAAGAGAUUAAAUUGAAACCAACAAAAAUGUGGGAUAAUAUAAUAGAUUAUUUAAAGGAUCCCCUUUUAGUUGUUAAAGUGCAGAAUUUUUUUGGUGUCAUCUAUAAAAAAAACUAUUCAAGUGAAGAAACUAGUAUCAUACGAUCUGAUAGACAUAACAGUGAAGAUGACAAUACCAGGCAGCAUAAGAGAAUUCCCAGUGAUAUAUCGGGGACCUCACAGUCUUCUUGUGAGACGGACACAUCGUCAGAAAGUCUAGAGGAGGUGGAAUGUUUGAUCAACAACAAAUUCUGGUACUACUUAUUUGUAUUAGGAACUGCACUGGGCGAUGAAAUAUUUUAUGCAACAUUUAUACCAUUUUGGUUUUGGAAUAUAGAUGGUGCUGUUGGAAGAAGAGUUGUAUUAGUGUGGACUAUAGUUAUGUAUAUAGGUCAAGGUUUUAAAGAUAUAAUUAGAUGGCCUCGGCCUGGUUAUCCUGUUAAGAAGCUGCAGGAUAAGUGGGCGAUAGAGUACGGUAUGCCCUCAACCCACGCAAUGGUCGGUGUCUCCAUACCAUUCUCGGUCUUAUUUUAUACCAUGAAUAGGUACCAGUAUCCUGUGCAUUGGGGAGUCCUUAUAGCUGUGUCAUGGUGUACAUUGAUCUGUGUCAGCAGAGUUUAUCUUGGGAUGCAUAGCAUUCUGGAUAUAGCGGCAGGUCUGUUGCUGUCGUCAGCAUUGUUGGUGGUUCUGAUCCCUGUUGUUGACCGUCUGGAUGGGUUUCUGCUAACUUCCCAGUGGUCACCUCUACUAGUCAUCACUAUCUCUAUUCUAGUCAUCGUAUAUCAUCCACAAUCUGACAAAUGGACGCCGACAAGGGGCGACACGACCAUGAUAGUGAGCGUGUGCGCCGGCAUCCUGACGGGGUCGUGGACAAACUACCGGCUGGGCAACAUGUCGGCGAGCCCGCUGGCGCCGCCCUACGCGGUGGAGUGGCCGAGCGUGGAGAUGUGGGGCUGCACGCUGCUGCGCACCACGCUGGGCUUCUGCGGCGUGCUGGCCACGCGCGCGCUGGCCAAGUCCGUGUCGUUCGCGCUGGCGUGCGCGCUGCUCGGCGCCGACCGCCGCGCCGUGCGCGCCGCCGCGCCCAGCCUGCACGACACCAACACCAUCAUCGUCGAGCACUCCUACAAGUACAUCACGUACGGCCUCAUCGGCUUCAACACCACCUACGUGCUGCCGACGGUCUUCGAUCUGCUCUUCAUAAACCGGCCGACGUACUACACUGAGAUUUAGUCGCCGAGACUAAGUACGAGCCUCGUCGGGGAAAAGUGUCCUUAUUAAACGAUUGGAUAUUAAUUAAUUUGCUCUUAACAGGAGUUGAGGCGUUAAAGUUAUAAAGAAUUCGUUGAGUUUAAAUAUUAGUUUUAGUAGAUCAUUCCAAAUAUAUAGUUCUAAUAUAAUUUAAAUUCCAUAUAUAUGUAUAGUCGAUGUACAACUUGUGUAACUAUCUGUUUAAAUUUAUUAUUAUAAUUGACUUUAUUAAUAUUUUUGUUGUAAAAGAUUGCUAAAGUUACUUAUUUACAAUAAAUUAAAAAUAUUUUUUUUAAACAGUUUGCGACACAAUGUUGAAUUCAUAUCAUAUAUAUACAUCAAUGUUACAGGCAGCUAUUUAUAUGAUUUUGUUUAUAUUAUACAGCUAAUAUCUGGCAUGCUUUGAAGUCUUUUUGUUUUUUUUUUUUUUGUAAACAAUUGUCGAAUAAUAUUCGCCAUCAAUUAUGUUGAUGGUACCAUGACAGAAACCUUCAUGCCAGUGCCAAUUACAAUUUAAAUUUUAAACUCGAUCAACGAUGUGUGUACCUGGAAUACGAACAAAUACAUGCACAAAUUUUUAUGUAUUGUGAUUCAUUUAUGGUCAUAUUAAGCACGUUAACGUUAUGACGUCACAAAGUAGUCACGUGAUAUUUUUAAAAUUUCAUUUUAUUUCAAUUAUUUUAUUAUCUGCAUACUUAUUGUAUGUCAUUUAAUAUAAUAUAUAUUUGCGUCCAUUUUCAAUAUUAUUUAGAAUAAACUGUUAAAUUAAAAUAUGAUAAUUAUUUUUGUAAACGAUCUUUUAUUCUCUUUAAAGGAAACUUUCUUCUGGCUCUAGUUUUUGGUAAUCACCGAAAAAUUAAAAUAAACAAACCAAGGCCUGUAUUAUCAACCUUAAUAAUACAGGCCUGCAAAUUAAUUGAUGGGUAAUUUAUUCCGAUUUAAUAAAUAAACUACCAAAAAAAAACAAAAGCCUUAUCCUAGUUAGUAGUUACUUGUAGUAUCCUUAUUUUAACUUAAAAAAAUGGCGCAAUCGUGCCAUGCAAUGAAAUAAGUUCUAGAAAAACAUUAGCCCUUAUUCAACUAUCAUUCGUCAUGGAUUAAAAUAUAAAUAAAUAAAGUUGUUGGUUUAGAGAUAUACGAAUAAGAUUUUUUUUUUGUUUUUGUAUCGCAAAAGAAGUAUUUUUAUUUUGUGCCAAUAUUAAAUGCGUUAUACAUACAUAUAUUAACAAAUCAUAUUGUUUCAUAAUUUGUAUUUAUUGAGGAAUAAGCCUUAAAUAUAUUUAAAAAUAAUACUUUUUUUAAAUGAAAGGCUAACAUUUUUUUUAAGUUAUUAUCACAGAAUAAAAAUACAAUUACAAUUUCCAUUUUUAAACGACGCACAUAUUUAUAUCAGCACCAAAAAUUCAUAUAUAUAUAUUCUAUUUAUGAUAUAUAUAAAUAAUAAAAUAAAUACUUUAUAAUGUCAAUACACAUUGAUCCUACAUAAGUAUAUUAACGUCGUUUUUAUAAGGAAAAUUUGAGCAUCUGGUUACAUAAAAUGUUUAAUUAUAGACAGUACUAGGAUGUUUUUAAUUUAGCUGUUCUUGUUAGGACAAUAAUUUUAUCUAUGCAUGUUGCAAUAUAUUUUUAAUUACAAACUUAUAUCGAAACGUAUUUAUGUAAUUAUGCAUGAAAAGAUACUUACGUCACGUGAAAUUAAGCUAAAGAACAAAUAGUUUAGUGUAACGGUUUGAUUUGAUGUACUAUACAUAUUUAUAAGCUGUUACUUAUUAAUUGAUAUACGCACAUAGCACCGCAGUGUCGUGAACUCUAGUGAUAACUAACGAUAAGGCUACUGCCAUACAAUAUCAUUGCACAGUUGUAUAUUAAAAUAUUUUUAUAACGAUUA